Messenger RNA from Mya arenaria, 6618 nucleotides. Its product is annotated as cilia- and flagella-associated protein 44-like. The coding region runs from base 31 to 6207 and encodes 2058 amino acids. The transcript is spliced from 38 exons. The record is from RefSeq and is a predicted model, not a curated record. Lineage: Eukaryota; Metazoa; Mollusca; Bivalvia; Myida; Myidae. Gene Ontology annotation, molecular function: protein binding.
GUUUCAUAGCAACUGUCACCAAAAUCCAAGAUGGACGGCGGUGAAGAUAAACAACAAGAAUCCGAGGCACAGCAGCAGGGGGAAGCAGAGGUUCCCCCGGCAGAGCAGGCUGAGGUAGCGGAACAACAAGAAACUGUGGAGGAAAAGGCCGAGGAGAAGGCUGAACCUGCUCCUGAAAUAGCUCCUCCUGUGCAGGAAGAACAACAAGCAGAAGGACAAAAUGAAGAACAAACAACUGAGGAACAAAAAGAGGAAAAGAAUGUAGAUGAAACAGAUGGUAAACCGGCUGAGACAGAGGCUGGACAAGCAGAGGAACAAGGUAUGAAUGAGGGUGGUGAUGAAAAGAAGGAUGAUAUUGGUGAAGCUGAUCAGUCAACUGAACAAAAUAAUGAGCAAAUAGUAGCAGGAGAUGCAGAGCAAGACAAAAAUAAUGAGCAAACAUUAGGGGAGGCAGAGCAAGGUCAGGUUAAUGAUGAGGGUUCUAAUGUGGCAGGUGAUGAUAGCAUUAAUGCAGGUGAUGUCACACAGGCUGAACAGAAAGAGAAGGAAGAGAUUGCUGAAAAAGCCGAUGAACAAACGGCUGAAACUAUUGCUGAGGGGGAACAGGCUGUCGCUGAAAAAGAUGAACAAGAAACAGAAAAGGCUGACGAAAAAGAAGCUGGUGAAGUAGCGGAGAAGCCAUCAGAAGGAGGUGAACAACAAGCAGAGACACAACAACAAGAGACCGUGGCUGAACAACAGUCUGAACAACAGUCUGAACAACAGCCUGAACAAAAGUCUGAACAACAGCCUGAACAACCGGCUACUCAAGGUGAAGGCCUUGAGGAGGUAGAUGGGAAGGCGGAAGGAGAGACACCAUCGACCCAGGAGGAACAGGGGCCUGCUGAUACCACACAAGAAGCACAAGAGGAGGAGGAAGUUAAGGAAGAGGAGAAAGAGGAUGAGGAGCCAAAAAUUCCCGAUGACUUUUACUACGAGUAUGACAAGUUUGCUUCCCGUCCCGCCAUCAGUGCCGAAUCUGGAUUGCCCGAGGACAUGCUCACACUUCAACAUUCAUUUGGUUAUGACUGCAUGAAGCGAGCCAAUCUGCACAUUCUCGAUGAGAAAACGGUCCUUUUUGCAGCUGGUAAUCUUGUUCUCAUUCUUGACCUGAAUAGCAAGGAGCAGAAAUUCAUACGCAGCACCAGCGGUGGGGGUAUCGGAGCCAUAGCUGUACAUCCUAGCCGCAAGUUCUUUGCAGUAGCAGAGAAAGGCAGUAGCCCAAACAUCAACGUAUUUGAAUGGCCGACCCUUAAGCUGCACAGAAUACUCAGGGGUGGGACAGAAAAGUCCUAUGCUUUUGUGGAUUUCAACCCUGAUGGUACCCUGCUUGCCUCCCAAGGAGGGGACCCAGACUUUAUGCUGACUGUGUGGGACUGGAAACAGGAGAAAACAGUACUGCGAUCCAAGGCCUUCUCACAGGACGUGUUCAGAUGUACUUUCUCCACCGAGCUUGAGGGCCAGCUUACCACAUCCGGAACAGUGCAUAUAAGAUUUUGGAAGAUGGCAGACACUUUCACUGGUCUCAAGCUGCAGGGAGAGCUCGGAAAGUUUGGUCGCACAGAGAUCUCGGAUAUCGAGGGCUAUGUGGAGCUCCCUGAUGGCAAGGUGCUAUCGGGCUCCGAGUGGGGAAACAUGCUUCUUUGGGAGGGAGGCCUUAUAAAGGUUGAGAUUCGUAUGAAGAACAAAAAGUCAUGCCAUACAGGUCCAAUACAGCAGAUACUCCUGGACGAGGGUGAGCUCAUGUCUGUUGGCAUUGAUGGAUACAUUAGGGUGUGGGACUUUGAAGCAAUUGACACAGCCGACGCGACUGAUGAUAGUGCAAUGUUUGAACUAGACCCGAUGAACGAGCUGAAAGUUGGCACAAAUGUACAGCUCAAGUGUAUUAUUAAGUCUAUAGACUCAGAAAAUGAACCAACCAUCUGGUAUGCUCAGGAUGCACAUGGAGGUAUCUGGCGUCUAGACCUGUCAUUUUCUCAUACAUCUAGCGCCCCUGAGAAACUGUUCACCUUCCAUGCAGGCAUGAUCAGUGGCUGUGACGUCUCUCCCGUCUCACAGCUGGCUGCCACCACUGGACACGACAGCACCGUGCGAGUGUUUGACUAUGUGCAGCAGAAGCAGAUUUGUGACACAAGGUUUGCCAGUGGCGGAACCUCCAUUAUCUGGAUGCCUGACAUUGUUGAUCCAAAGGGUGGCACAGUGGUUGUCGGCUUCGAGGAUGGUGUGGUCCGUGUUCUCGGGGUCAGCAAGCUUAUUGAGGACUCAGCCCGUCGAAAGAAACAUCAUGAGUGUAGCCUACAGCUCCUUCAGGCCUUCAAGCCUCACAGCAAGGCCGUCACCUCUCUCGCAAUUGACAAACUUGGCGAAACUAUCGCAUCUGGGUCUGAGGAUGGCACAGUGUUCUUAAUGUCCAUCGGAGACAAAUACAGCCCAAUGGGGUUCUUGAAAGUUGCUGGACCAGUCACACAAGUCCAGUGGUCGCCCGCUAGAUUUGAACGUGAGACGUUGUUAGUGUUCUGUCAAGGCGGAAUAGUUCAAGAGAUCACCUGGCCAGAUGAUGGAAAGUUCGACACCUCACACACAUUUGAGAUCAAAGGCCUACAAAUGCGGAGCUUCAAAUUUGCCAGCGUCAAAUCUAAACUUAGACAUGAGGAGGAGUUGGAGAGGAAAGCUAAGGAAGAGGAGGAGCGCAAGAAAAAAGAAGCAGAGGAAAGGAGAAAACGUAUUGAGCGGGGCCUCGAGACCGAGUCUGAACAAGGGGAUGUUGAAGAGGAGGAGAAGGAGAAAGAGCCAGAAUGGGAGCCCUAUAUUCCAGAUGAGCCCAGCCCCAUCUUGACGGGCUUCUAUGGGGACAAGCCUGGAACCAUCUGGUUAUCCAUGGGUAACUUUGAUGCUGGAUACCUGUAUGAGUGUGAAUUCCCGCCACCAUCUUCUGCUGAUGAGGAUUCAGGGGAGGCAAUUCGUGAGGUGGCACCAUUAAAGGCCAUUGCAGUACCCGACUCCAAUGAUGUGCCUAUCUGUACCAUCAAGUGGAGCAAAAAUGGCCAGCAGGCCAUGUUUGGUAUGGAGAAUGGUCAGAUUCGAAUCCAAAAUCUCAUUCACGCAUUUGACAUCUCGGAGCUGGGCCCAUCUUGGUGCCUUAGCAUGCAUGACAAUAACUAUGGUCAAAUCACUGGCCUCCUACAGUCCUACGACGGGUCCAUGCUUAUCUCCGUCGGCGCUGAUGGCAACUUCUUCCUUUUCUCUGUGAUGGGCCAGGAGCAGCUAGAUCAGAAGAUUGCAGAAAACAAGGCCAAACUGCCAUCAGCCAAGAAGCUUGAUGAGAGCAACCUUCCAGACGACAUAGAAGACCCUAAUGCAUACAGUAUAGAAGAGGCGAAACAGAAGGCUGAGCAUGACAAGAUGAUGAGAGACGCUGAGGAGAAGAAGAAAGAGGUGCGACGACACAUCACCAAGAUGAGAAGGAUGUUUAAACAGCUCCUAGAACAGAACGAGUCCCUGCCCACACACCUCCGGCUUCACAAGGAUGAGUUUGAGAUGGACAGAGAGAUCAAGAAGGAGUUAGAGAGACACAAGGCAGACAAAAUAGACGUUGUGCGACGUGAACUUGCCUGGGAGUCUGAGAAACAGAGGAUUGCACUCGAGAAACUCAGAAAAAGGUUCAAGGAUGUGGUGGAGUGUGAUCGCAUCGUUGUGAAGGCUUUCGAGACGCCUCACGAGGUGGCCAGUUUCCGUGCCUCGAAACUCUCUGAUGAUUUCUAUCAGCUCAAGGCUGACUUCGAACGACGGAAAACUCAGAUUAGGGAUGAUAUGACCCGGGACCCAACAAGGGACCUCAUAACUGGCGGGACUCGUAUAUCAGACGCUGCAGGUGUUGGUGGGGGUCAGGCAGACGACGGCACAGGUGCCAAGGUCAGCACGACCUUGAAGGGAAGCAUGGGUGAGCGGAUCACAAAGGCCCUGCAGAAAGUUGAGGAGAAGAAGAAGAAACGUGCUGAGAGAAAAGCUAUGUGGUCAGAGCUGUAUGCCACAAAGCCGGAUGACGACUACGAAGAUCCCGAGGACAUCUCUGGUAUCAAGGAGGCAAAGGACAACAUGGGUGACUACAAACUGAAGACUGCACACGACUAUGUGGUACCUGACCAUCUCCGCAUGAAUGUGGACAAGGCACGCGGAAGGCUGCUUGUGCUUAAAGAUUUGAUCCAUGAGAACAAGUAUGAGUUUAACCAGCGUCUGUUGGCGAUGCGGGACAAAAAGAUCCGAAUGAUCGAGGAGAUUCGAGACCUCACAUCCGAGCUGGAAGGUGUACACGCAAAACUCUCUGCUGACCUCAUGAAACCGGUACCCCCUGUACCGGAGAUGCAUCCAGACGAAAUGCCAGAAAAGAAGCUGGAAUACACCCGUGAAACGUUGAUAUCCUUCAAGAAGCAGCUUGCUGAUCAGUCGUCACAGGAAAAGAAAGGUGGUGGAGAGGGCGGUGGCUUUGGGGGAUUCGGAGGAUUUGGAGGGGGUGGUGCAGCUGAUAAGAAAGCGGAUGCAGGGCGAACAACCCCAACAUUGACUCAGAAGCAGUCUACUUCGGUCAGCACUGUUCGCGGUCAAGAUGAACCCGAUACGCCGGAUGAUGUAGAGGAAGAGUUGUCACCCUUAGAAAUUCAGCUGCGAGAGGCCGAGGUUGUUAGGUUAUCAUAUGAGCAGGACCGGCUGUUGAACAGAAUCCAUGAGAUCACUCAGAACUUUGACGCAGAGCUGAGACUACUGAGACAUGACAAGUUCAGGCUUGACAUUGUCAUGAAGAAUGCUGACCUCAGACAGGUGACACUUUUCGAGGAGUUGGUGCUACUGAAGGAAUAUGAGAAACGAGAGGACGUCCUGGCUGACAAGGUCACAGGCAAACAGCAGGAAAAACUCGACAUGCAGGCUAAGAUCGUAGAUGUGACGGGUAAGCUGGAGGGAAAGAAGAAGGAGAUUGAGCGUCUUCAGGAGAAAGAGAAAGCCCUGUUACUACAGUUCCAGGGCUCUCUCGGCGAGAAUAACAAGUUUACUGACUACCUUACCAAGGUCUUCAAGAAGAAGAUCAAGAGGUCUAAGAAGAAGACAACUGAGGGAGAUGAUGAUGAUGAAGACAGCGAUGAUGAUUCAGAGGAUGAUUCUGACUGGGACGAGGAUGAAGAUGAUGAAGAAAGUGAGGCUGGAGGUUACGAUCUUGACAUUUGCCCUUCAGGGUGUGACCAGACCCUGUAUGAGGCAACUUGUCAGCUGCGUGAGAAACGUCUGGAUAUUGAGGAAGCCCUCAUUGAGGAGAAGAAGACAAAUGACACUCUCAAGAAGGAACUGGAUGGCUAUGGAAAGAAGUCCAAGGUCAUUGACAACGGUCUCAAGACUGCACAACAGGACCUGGAGGCAUUCCAGCUUGAGAAGCAGCAGAAGUUGAAUGACCUUGAUGUGGUUGUGUCGCUGAAACUCCACCAGAUCCAGUAUAUGAUCAAUGGAAUCCUGCCCCAGGACCUCUCACAGACGCUUGUGUUUGAGUCAAAUGGGGUCACAAGACUUCAGCUCAGGAUCAAGGAGCUUGAGCAAGAAAAACACUCCACAAAGAAAUAUAUGAGAGAAUCUAAGAAGAAGCAUGUUCAGCUGAUCAAGGACCGGCGUACGUUCGAGGGGAAGAUUCAGGAGAUGGACGGCGAGUGCGAGGAGAUGAUGAUCAGCAAGUUUGGAUGUGUCGUUGACAUUGAGAAGCUCGAGACAGUCACGGUGAACCGGGCCAUCGAGGAGCUGAAGGAGAAACUUAGGAUGACAGAGAUACAGUGUUCGGAGGAGGUCAUGGAGUGGAAUGAGAAACUAGUAGAAAAGAAGGACAUGAUAACAGACCUGAUUCGGGAAAACACAAAACGUCUAAACCAGCUUUCCACACUUCUUAAUGCAAAACAUGGCUCAGAGGGGUCGCUCGACUCACGACAGAAAAACUUGGGCGAGGAGUAUUCCGGUGCGCGUAAAGCUGACAUCCGGGAGAAACAGAGGCUGAUCCAGCUGGUCCAACUGCAGGCCCAGGAGAUUGACGCGCUCAAAGAAGAGAUCAUGCUGCUGUCCCGCAAAGGGGGCCACAUUCUGCCCCCUGCCCAACCUCCCCUCCCCCAGUCCCCACACAUGCGAACGCUCAGCAACUAGAUGCACGGACAGUCAUAUGAAAUAAUCAUUAUAGGUCAUUGCUUAGAAAUAAACAUGUUGGUCAUUUAUCUUGACUGUUUAAAGUAAAAUAAAAAAAUUAUAUUAUAAAUUGUAUUGAUCACCUACUUAAGAUGGACAUUAACUUAUUUAUAUUGUGUUAGGCCAUGGCUAAAUAAUUGAGAUGUGGUAGAAUGACCGUUCAUCCAUUUACACCAUAUUGGGUUGAUCCAUGAUUUUUGUUGUUGUUAUGGGUGUUAAAGGAAAAGAAAAAGAUGAUAUAAUGUGUAUUUAUAAGUCUCAGAACCUGCAGGCGAAAAACUUUCAAAAGGAUAUCAUGCCGGAUAAUUUGUUCAUGAAAUUUAUUACAAAAAUAUAAUUUUAUGAUAAAAAUGUUCGAAGACACUUAAGGGA